Molecule: messenger RNA, 360 nt
Organism: Dovyalis caffra
Lineage: Eukaryota; Viridiplantae; Streptophyta; Magnoliopsida; Malpighiales; Salicaceae
Source: the annotation of a GenBank genome assembly
AUGACAGACAUGGAUGAAGCUAUGGCACAAGCUGUUGACAUUGGUGAAAAUGAUGACGAGGGAGGAGAUGAUAGUGAGGUAGAAGAGGAGGAAGAGGAAGAGGAAGAGAAAGAGGAAGAGGAGAAAAUUACACGCAAUUGGAGUGUUUAUAAAACUACUCCCCAGGCUCCAGAAUCAAAGAAUUCCACUAUGUUAGAAGCGGAAGAUAUUUCCUUUGUCAGGAUUUUGGGAAUUGGGAAGUUGUGCACUAGUAUCUUACAUGCUAAACCUAAAAAGGAAGGUCCGCUGAGUCUUGAAGAAGCAAUCGAUGAUUCUGAAAACUUGACUGAUUUCCUUAUGGACUUCGAACAAGACGAGUGA